CCGUUAUCCAUUCAAUAUCACAAAUUGAUUCCUAACUAUGUUAAUUCCAUGCAUAUUAAGCUUUGAUAUUAUGUAAUCAAAGUAUAUAUUUUUCACCUCUUAAUUUUUUUCCCUUAUACCUUGACGUAAUAACAUUUUUUCCAUUGCAUGAGAUCAAACAUUAGUUUGCGUACAAUAUAAGUACACGACCUGGCAUCCAGCCCACUACUCAUAUAUACUUAUACAUUCGGCUAAGCAGCUAAGCUGAUUCCAUCGUUCUUUUAAAUGCUUCUUUGACUUUGUAAACCUUCAAUGAUUCAUUUCUUAAUUCAAAUGAACGCUAAUCUUUCUAUAAAUUUAAUAGUUUAUAUAUUUGAUCAGGUCUAAUUACCUCCUUGACAUCUCCUUUGGUUUCAUUGUAACUUUUAUAAUGUAAAUUCACUGAUUAUAUAUAGAGGUAGUUAAUUGUCACCAUAAACAAAACCAAAAGAAGCAAGCAAAUACUAUUAGCUAACAACCUGUAUACUAACAAGAUCACACCCUACCCCUUCCCCAAAUAAGUUAAAAAAAAAAAAAAAAAAAUCAUGGCUGGCGAGCCAGGAAGUUCAAUGCACGGGGUGACGGGGAAGGAGCAAUCAUUUGCCUUCUCCGUCUCCCCUUCGGAGGUCCCUGUGGACUCCGCGGCCAAGUUUGCUCUGCCAGUGGAUGCAGAGCACAAGGCCACAAAGUUCAAAAUUCUUUCCUUGGCCAAACCACACAUGACGACAUUUCACCUAAGUUGGAUAUCUUUUUGUACAUGUUUCAUAUCCACUUUUGCAGCCGCACCUUUGGUCCCUAUCAUAAGGGACAACCUAAGCCUUACAAAAGCGGACAUAGGUAAUGCAGGAGUUGCUUCCGUCUCAGGAAGUGUCUUCUCUAGGCUCGUCAUGGGUACACUUUGCGACCUCAUGGGGCCUAGGUACGCAUGCGCCUUCCUAGUCAUGUUAAUUGCCCCAGCCGUGUUUUGUAUGUCGUUGAUAACUGACGCAUCUGGCUAUGUAGCCGUAAGGUUUAUGAUAGGGUUUUGUCUAGCAACCUUUGUGUCGUGCCAAUAUUGGAUGAGUACCAUGUUUAAUGGACGUAUUAUUGGCCUCGUCAAUGGGACUGCGGCAGGAUGGGGUAAUGCAGGAGGUGGGGCGACUCAACUUCUAAUGCCUUUGGUUUAUGCGAUCAUCCGUCGUGCAGGUGCUACGUCCUUUGUAGCAUGGAGAAUUUCCUUCUUUAUUCCUGGCUUGCUACACAUUGUUAUGGGAAUUUUGGUGCUUACUCUUGGUCAAGACUUGCCUGAUGGUAACCUUGGUGCCCUACAAAAGAAGGGUCAGGUUGCCAAGGACAAGCUUCCUAAGGUGCUUUGGUAUGCAGUCUCCAACUAUCGAACAUGGGUUUUUGUACUUCUCUAUGGCUACUCCUUAGGUGUGGAGUUGACAACCGAUAACAUUAUUGCCGAAUAUUUUUUCGACAGGUUCGACCUCAAUUUGCACACGGCGGGAAUCAUAGCGGGCAGCUUUGGGUUGGCGAACUUCUUCUCCCGUCCAUUGGGAGGGUUAGCCUCGGAUUAUAGUGCCCGUUACUUUGGUAUGAGAGGCCGACUUUGGACCUUAUGGAUCCUCCAAACUGCGGGUGGAUUGUUCUGCAUUUGGCUUGGCUUAGCCAAAGACCUUGUGACGGCUAUAGUAGCCUUAAUCCUAUUCUCCCUAGGGGCUCAAGCUGCUUGCGGAGCCACCUUUGGGGUCGUGCCCUUUGUCUCGCGACGAUCCUUGGGAAUUAUAUCAGGGCUCACCGGGGCAGGGGGAAACGUGGGAGCAGCAUUGACACAAUUUAUUUUCUUCACAGGAGAACGUCUUAGAACCGAAGAAGGUCUAACUUACAUGGGAGUUAUGACCAUUGCAUGUACUCUCCCGGUUGCCCUUGUACAUUUCCCGCAAUGGGGGAGUAUGUUUUUCCCUCCCUCUAAGAGUGCUACUGAGGAAUCUUACUACACGUCCGAGUACACCAACAACGAGCAAAGUAAAGGGAUGCACGAGAGGAGUGUCAAAUUUGCUGAAAGUGCGCGAUCUGAGCGUGGGAGGAAGGGGAAUUCUACUGCUACUCCUAACCAAACUCCAUCCCCUAACAAUACUUGAUUAGUUUUGUAAUGCAUGCUUAUUUUGUAUGGUUUUGGCCUUAAAACUUAUCUCUUCUUCCAGUUAAUUUGUUAUAGCAUACCUACUCUACAACUUGACUGUUUGUAACUCUCGUUGGUUGAUUUGUUUAAUGCAAAAGAUUACGGGUUUAUGUUGAUA
Beta vulgaris subsp. vulgaris (sugar beet) is the source of this 2300-nucleotide messenger RNA. Its product is annotated as high-affinity nitrate transporter 2.1. The transcript has 3 exons. NCBI's taxonomy places the organism in Eukaryota, Viridiplantae, Streptophyta, Magnoliopsida, Caryophyllales, Amaranthaceae. Gene Ontology annotation, molecular function: nitrate transmembrane transporter activity. Gene Ontology annotation, biological process: nitrate transmembrane transport; cellular response to nitrate. Gene Ontology annotation, cellular component: plasma membrane; plant-type vacuole membrane. The record is from RefSeq and is a predicted model, not a curated record. Bases 564 to 2141 code for a protein of 525 amino acids.